Molecule: messenger RNA, 1020 nt
Organism: Monodelphis domestica (gray short-tailed opossum)
Lineage: Eukaryota; Metazoa; Chordata; Mammalia; Didelphimorphia; Didelphidae
Source: RefSeq, a predicted model, not a curated record
GACAAGAUGGUGAAGGUCAGAGUCAAUAGAUUUGGCUGUAUUGGAUGCCUGGUGACCAGGGCAACAUUCAGCUCCAGUGGAGUAGAUAUUGUGGCCAUCAAUGACCCCUUCAUUGACCUUGCCUACAUGGUUUACAUGUUCCAGUAUGAUUCCACCCAUGGCAAAUUCAAGGGCACUAUAAAGGCAGAGAAUGGAAAGCUGGUGACCAAUGGAAAACCCAUUACCAUCUUCCAGGAGCGGGAUCCUCCCAACAUUAAAUGGGGAUAUUCUGGAGCCCAGUACAUCGUGGAGUCCAAUGGCGUCUUUACCACCAUGGAAAAGGCUGGGGCUCACAUGAAGGAUGGAGCCAACUGCGUCAUUAUCUCUACCCCCUCUGCUGAUGCUCCAAUGUUCCUGAUGGGGUUGAACCAUAAGAAAUACAAUAACUCCCUCAAGAUCGUCAAUAAUGCCUCCUGCACUACCAACUGCUUGGCCCCCCUGGUCAAGGUCAUUCACGACAACCUCAGCAUUGUGGAAGGACUCAUGACCACAGUCCAUGCCAUUACCACUACCCAGAAGCCAGUAGAUGGCCCCUCUAGCAAGCUGUGGUGUGAUGGGCGUGGGGCUGCCCAAAAUAUCAUCCCUGCUUCCACCGGUGCCGUCAGGGCUGUGGGCAAGGUUAUACCUGAGCUGAACAGGAAGCUCACAGGCAUGGCCUUCCGUGUUCCCACUCCCAAUGUGUCCGUGGUGGAUCUGACUUGCCGCCUGGAGAAAGCUGCCAAAUACGAUGUCACCAAGAAGGUGGUGAAGCAAGUGUCAGAGGUAUCCUUAAAAGGCAUCUUGGGCUACACAGAGGACCAGGUUGUAUCCUGUGACUUUAACAGUGACACCCGCUCUUCUACCUUCCAUGCUGGUGCUGGCAUUAUGCUCAAUGACCAUUUUGUCAAGCUCAUUUCUUGGUAUGACAAUGAGUAUGGUUACAGCCACAUAGUAGACAUCAUGAUGUACAUGGCCACCAAGGAGUAAAGUGGAAAGCCGUGG